This is a messenger RNA of Fundulus heteroclitus (mummichog), 2112 nucleotides long. Its product is annotated as transcription factor Sox-14. Gene Ontology annotation, biological process: regulation of DNA-templated transcription; cell differentiation; anatomical structure morphogenesis. The transcript has a single exon. Bases 255 to 977 code for a protein of 240 amino acids. The record is from RefSeq and is a predicted model, not a curated record. NCBI's taxonomy places the organism in Eukaryota, Metazoa, Chordata, Actinopteri, Cyprinodontiformes, Fundulidae. Gene Ontology annotation, molecular function: DNA-binding transcription factor activity, RNA polymerase II-specific; RNA polymerase II cis-regulatory region sequence-specific DNA binding.
AUGACAUGCUCUGCGUCACCAUUACAAGCUUCCACUUGGUCCCGCAUGGCUCCCAUUUAUUCCCUCAUUCGGGCUUUCACUUUCGCUGUUCAAGUCUUUCAGACAGUUUGGACUUAUUGUUCCUCAAAUCCUCUCCCCUAAAAAACACUCCCGACGGGUUUUUUUCAGCAGCUUUUACUUUUACGCACAAGAGAAGCAUGAUCUUUUUGAACCAGUAACUUAAUUCCCUAUACUUUAUAAGUUCAGCCCCUGACAUGGAAAAACCUUUAGAUCACAUUAAGAGACCCAUGAAUGCGUUCAUGGUUUGGUCCAGAGGGCAGAGGAGGAAGAUGGCCCGGGAGAACCCAAAGAUGCACAACUCGGAAAUCAGUAAGAGACUGGGCGCGGAGUGGAAGAUGCUCUCUGAAUCUGAGAAGCGGCCGUACAUCGACGAGGCGAAGCGGCUGCGGGCUCAGCACAUGAAGGAGCAUCCGGAUUAUAAAUACAGACCCCGCCGCAAACCCAGAAUCCCCCUGAAGAGGGAGCGUUUUCUGUUCCCACUGCCGUCUUUGCUCGGGGACGCAGCGGAGCACUUGAAGGGGGUUCCCCUCGACUCUUUUGUUGUGUCCGGUGACAAAGCCAGAACUCUGCUCGCCCCUACCUCCUCCUCAUCCUCCUCUCCUUUCUCGCUCUGUGAGUCUGUUGCGCAGUUCAGCACCGGAGCUGUCCAGCGGAUUGCGGAGAUGCCGCACGCUCUGGCCGCGGGUGCGCUGCCCUACGGCGCGCACGCCUUCGGAUACCAGAGCGGAGGGUUCGGGGGGCUGGCGUGUCCCGUCCAGCACCCGCCUCCCUCCAGCCCAGGGUACGUGGUCCCCUGCAGCUGCAGCGCCUGGUCUGCGGCACCUCUACACCCUCAGGUGGCGUACAUCCUCUUCCCAGGAGGGAUGAGCAAGGGCGCGUUAGACUCAUACGCUCCAUCAAACUCGCCCAGCGUGUGACAGACUGAAUAUAUACAUAUCGAUAUUUUUGCCAAAGGAUUAAUCAAGACUUUAUGCCAAGGCACAGAAGAGAAUGGACGAGAAAAAAGGUUAUGGCUCUAAUGUUGUAACAGGUCCACAUAACUGCAGGAACAAAAACCGAUCCAUGGAAGGAAAUAAGGAUGUGUACUUUGCAAGUGCCAACAUAUUUUUUUAUUACUUAAAAUGCACCAAACUAAUGUAAUCGCUUUCAUCUGUUGCUUCAAAACAAAUACAUGAUUUUUUUAGUUGUAAAUUUGGAAAUUUUUACUAUUUCUGCUUGUCUUAAACCUGAAUGUGGUUUGUGAUGUAUCAAGGUAUGUAUACUUCUUUUUUCAAGAACAAAUAAAACAAACUCAGUAUUUAGUUCCCAUUGUCUUUGGAGCUGUAAAGCUAUGGAUUAUAGAGCGCGGAACAAUAAAAGGGAAUGUAGUCUUCUCUCAGUCACCAGCGCUCAUUUUAUCUCAAACUUUUCCACAUUUUGUCACCUAACGUCUGUAUGUAUUUUGUGGGGGGUUUUAUGUGAUAGACCGACACAAAGUAGUGCAUAACUGUGAAAAUGAAGGAGAAUGAUACACAAUUUUCAUUAUUUUAAUUUAUUUAUUCUCAUGAAAGUUAUGCAUUUGAGCACAGCCCCCUUUAUUUCGAAAUCCCGGAAUAAAAGUUCACCUAAUGGCCUAGUCAAUUAAUUAAUAAAUUGAGUCCACUUGUAUGUAAUUAAUACUCUGUAUAAAUCCAACUGUUGCAGGCAUUUGCUUUAUUAUAAGAGGAAUAUAAACCUGACUGGAUAUUUGUUUGGAUCUAUAAGUCUCUGCAUCAGAUGCUAUUUAAAGAGACUAAAUAUCGCUAAUAACCACAGGGAUAUGAGACAAUUUAGGCUUUGUUUCCGCUGUAACUGAGAGUACGUUUAUCUGAAUCUUUUAACCAACAUCAGAUCUGCAACUUAGUGACAGUCCAGAAGUGUUUCAUAGAUGUCAGAUGAGAGAAACAAAUCUGUUACUACACCAAAAAAUAAAGGUGAGGGCAUUGGUUGACAACAGUUAAAAAAAAGAAAGUAGGGACCUAACUCCUUCUUAGUUGUUGACAAAGUGUCAAUAAGUUACAAACAAGAGGUUUG